AUUUGAUUGGACAAAAAACCACGUGGUCAAAUCACCACACCCGGAAGAAUGACAAAUCGAUUGUAAACCAAACAUGUAGCAGGUAUCUUUAUGCAAAGAGGACACAAACUUUCGCGGGACCAUAAUGGCAUCCUACUUUGAUGAACACGACUGUGAGCCCACCAAUCCCGAGGAACAAUAUCGCCAGAAUGCACUACUUGAACUGGCCAGGUCUUUAAUGCAGGGUUUGGACUUGAUUGACUCAGGAACGCUCGACUUGUCAGACUGGGACCAGCGUCUCCCUCCUCCGGCUGCCAAAACUGCUGUUCAGACCCUUACCGUGGUCAUCAUUUCUCCAGAACAAGCAGACAAAGGUCUGAAGUGUCCCGUGUGUUUGCUGGAGUUCGAGGAACAAGAGACGGUUCGAGAAAUGCCUUGCAAACACCUUUUCCACUCAGGAUGUAUACUGCCCUGGUUGGGCAAGACUAACUCUUGUCCGCUCUGCCGACUUGAAUUACCGACUGACAAUCCAGAGUAUGAGGAGUUUAAAAAAGACAAGGAGAGAAGAAGACAGAGGGAGCACAGGCUGGAGGACCUACAUGGAACCAUGUACACAUGACGUGACAGUGCUGUGAUGCAAGUUUGUGGCACAGCAACAUUUUUACUUUUUAGAAAAAGAAAACUUCAGGAAAUGCACAAUGCUGCAUUCAUGCCAUUCUGUAUAGAAUGUCAUUUCAAGAAUUGGAAUGGGAAAUAACACCCAUGAAAACUUCAUAUUUUUAUAUUUUUAGUUAUGAAUCAGCAGUAUAAAUGACAUUCCUAAUAUCUGCCAUCUGGCAAAAAGAAAUACAAGAAAUUGUUGGCAAAUGGCUUCAAAGCCAUUCAUCCCUACCCUCCGUCUAUAAAAAAAAAAUCUGAUAUUACAAAUAUUUAACACAUUAAAAAAGCUAAUCUGGUGAAGUCGGACUGCUCCUGUUGAGUAACAGAGGGGUUUCCUGUUCUCUCUGUUUAUUUGAGUUGGCUUGAAUGCAGCAUAAGCAACAAUAUCAUUGGAAAUGCUUAUCUUUGAUUAUAAAUGCUCUUUUCUCACUAGUUAUAAAAAAUAUAUAUGAAAAUAUA
Messenger RNA from Plectropomus leopardus (leopard coralgrouper), 1098 nucleotides. It is a transcript of the gene rnf181, whose product is annotated as ring finger protein 181. Gene Ontology annotation, biological process: protein ubiquitination. Gene Ontology annotation, cellular component: cytoplasm. The record is from RefSeq and is a predicted model, not a curated record. Lineage: Eukaryota; Metazoa; Chordata; Actinopteri; Perciformes; Serranidae. Gene Ontology annotation, molecular function: ubiquitin protein ligase activity.